AUGCUUCGUCCCAGACUAAGGGUCCCUCGCCUGGCCGUUGGCCUCGGCAUGCGACCCAUGGUCAAUGCCCGCCGUUCGAUCCAUCAUGUUCCCGAGCUGCCACACGAUUAUUCCCAGGGUGUGCCCAAUCUUAUGAGCUCUGGAGGGUUCUCUCUCGCCUGGACCCAGUACAUGAACCUCAUGGUGGAGAAGCUGAAUGCUUUGACUGUCGGCACCGAGCUCGAGGAUAAGGACACAAAGACCAUUGCUCUCAUGACAGCCCGAGAACCCAACCAGGCCCCCAUCUUCAACUAUGCCUCCAUGGCGCACAACAACCACUUCUUCUUCCAGGGUAUCUCCCCCACCGGCACCCCCAUGCCCGAUGCUCUCCGUAGCGAACUCGAGGCUUCGUUUUCCUCCAUCGAGACCCUCCGCCGAGAAUUCGUCAUCACAGCCUCCGCCAUGUUUGGCCCUGGUUUCCUCUGGCUUGUCAAGGCCGGGCCUGGCGACUACCGUCUUCUGCCCACCUACCUCGCCGGUUCUCCCUACCCCGGCGCUCACUGGCGUGCCCAAAGCACUGAUAUGAACACAUUGGGCAAGGAUGGCUCCGCUCGCAACUUCAUGCACAACCAGGCCUACGGCGCUAGCAAGCGAUCCGACAACCUCCCCCCUGGAGGUAUCGAGCUUGAGCCCCUUCUGUGCCUAAACACGUGGGAGCACGCCUGGUUGCUGGACUGGGGUGUCGGUGCCGGUGGCCAGGGUGGAAAGGUUGCCUUUGCAGAGUCAUGGUGGGAGCUUAUUGACUGGGAGAAGGUUGCUCAAAAGUCAGGAGUGCUACGACCUGAAUUCAAGUCGGCGUAA
This is a messenger RNA of Fusarium pseudograminearum CS3096, 840 nucleotides long. RefSeq lists its product as uncharacterized. The record is from RefSeq and is a predicted model, not a curated record. Gene Ontology annotation, biological process: superoxide metabolic process. The transcript is spliced from 2 exons. The coding region runs from base 1 to 840 and encodes 279 amino acids. Gene Ontology annotation, molecular function: metal ion binding; superoxide dismutase activity. Lineage: Eukaryota; Fungi; Ascomycota; Sordariomycetes; Hypocreales; Nectriaceae.